GCGGACCCUCUGUGACGUCAGAGCAGUUUGCGGCAGGUCAGUAAAGAUGGCGGCGGAGGAGAGUAGGUUGAAGCAGCGGAAUCACACAAACAGCGCCUUCCCUCCAGGUGACCACGGUUUCAAACCGUACACAUCACAGAUGAGGUGUGGUGAGGACGAAGACGACCUGCUGGAGGAGGAAGAGGAGGAGGAAGUGGGCGUGGCCAGGCCGGUACAGAUCGUGGUGGCGGAUGAGGACGAGCACUCGUUUUCACUUCAGGAGGCGGCGCUGGAGCGGCUCCUGCUGCAGGAAGACAUCCAGGACCUCAACGUGGUCGUCGUUUCUGUGGCUGGGGCGUUCCGCAAGGGAAAGUCCUUCCUGCUGGACUUCAUGCUGCGCUACAUGUACAGCCACAGCCAGUCGUCCAGUUCGUGGGUCGGCAGCGAGGACGAGCCCCUGACUGGCUUCACCUGGCGAGGCGGCUGUGAGAGGGAAACCACGGGAAUCCUGGCCUGGAGCGAGGUGUUCAUAGUGGAGAAACCAGACGGCUGCAAGGUUGCAGUUCUACUAAUCGACACACAGGGGGCGUUCGACAGUCAGUCAACCAUCAAGGACUGUGCCACCCUGUUCGCCCUCAGCACCAUGACCAGCUCAGUCCAGGUCUACAAUCUGUCACAGAACGUCCAGGAAGAUGACCUCCAGCACCUACAGCUGUUCACGGAGUACGGUCGUCUGGCCAUGGAGGAGGUCUACGAGAAACCGUUUCAGACUCUGAUGUUCCUGAUCAGAGACUGGAGUUACCCUUACGAGCAUUCAUACGGCCUGGAAGGAGGGCGGAGCUUCCUGGAGAGGAGGCUGCAAGUGAAGCAGAACCAACACGAGGAGCUGCAGAACGUCAGGAAACACAUCCACUCCUGCUUCUCCAACAUUGGCUGCUUCCUGCUGCCACAUCCGGGUCUCAAGGUGGCGACAAACCCGCACUUCGACGGCCGCCUCCGAGAUAUCGAUGAGGAGUUCAAGAAGGAGCUGGUGAACCUGGUGCCAACGCUGCUGUCUCCAGAAAACCUGGUGGAGAAGGAGAUUGGAGGAGUGAAAGUCACCUGCAGAGACCUGCUGCACUACUUCAAGGCCUACAUGAAGAUCUACCAGGGGGAGGAGCUUCCUCAUCCCAAAUCAAUGCUGCAGGCAACGGCUGAAGCCAAUAACCUUGCAGCUGUUGCUGGAGCCAAAGACUUGUACACUCGUAGCAUGGAGCAGAUCUGUGGUGGAGACAAACCCUACAUUUCACCAGCAGAGCUGGAGCGUCACCACACCGAGCUCCGCCAGGCGUCAGUGCGACACUUCCGCUCUGUUAAAAAGAUGGGCGGUGAGGAUUUUUGCCGCCGCUACCAGGAGCAGUUGGAGGUGGAGCUCGACGAGACCUAUGCCAACUUCACCAAGCACAACGACGGCAAGAAUAUCUUCUACGCUGCACGGACGCCUGCCACACUGUUCGCCGUCAUGUUCGUCAUGUAUGUGGCAUCGCUGGUCACUGGUUUCGUGGGUAUCAACUCUGUGGCCACGAUGUGUAACCUAGUGAUGGGCGUGGCCCUGACAGCGCUCUGCGUCUGGGCUUACGUCAAGUACUCCGGCGAGUUCCGUGAAGUGGGUGGAGUCAUCGACCAGGCGGCGGACAUCCUGUGGGAACAGAGGACACCUCGAAAGAUUUUCUCCAAACUCUUCGAAGUGGCUCGGAGUCGAGUUCCAUUCGGAAACCUAAUCCCGGCGCCGCGGCCUCGACUCGCAUCCAACAACAAUGUGAAGAAGAAAAACUAGUGUCACGCCUUCUGUCAGUCACCUUCACCCUCCUCUUCCUCGCCUUGUGCUGGGUUUGGAAACGAUGGUUCAAGUGGGUCUGUGUUCAUCCCGUAGACAACUUAAGGACUUGCUGUAGACCAGGACGAGGUGGUUCGAGUUUUAUUUGGUGUCAGUGGGCUGGGUUUUAGGUAUUUAUUUGUGGGUGGGUCCAUCAUUCCAUCACCGAGUAUCGUCCCAGGUGAGAGUUCACCUGUGGGACGACGCCUCGACAUUAAUGAUUCCCAUUUCUGUGAAUGUACAAUGACGAGCGUGACCACAGACCCUCCUCCUCCUCGCCAGGGGGCGGAGUCACAACCAAAGUUUACAGCUUUAUCUGUAGAGGCUCCGAGAUGGAACCGGCAGCAGCGUAGCUUUAGUACAGUGACCACAUGACUGCGGCAGUUUUUCUACAUCAACCCAGAAUCUGAGCAUCAGGGUUCGACAUCACACGAAAACAGAGCAAAAUGAAAGACAUUUUGGACAAAAACCACUAAAACCACCAUUCCCUGAAAUAAUGAAGCAGGAAAAAACUCACAAAUUUACAAGAAAAAAAAAUACAUAAUUCUGAAAAUCAGUCACAAACCUGAUUUAACCCUUUCAUGCAUGUUGUAUAGUUCUUUGAACUUCAAUUAAAAUCACAAUAUUUGCAAUAAUUAGUCCAAAUUAAUAGUGUAAAUAGUAAUAUAUAGCACUGCAAUUAUUACCUGAUAUUUAAUUUAAGAGUUAAUGCUUCUGUGAUUUUAAUACAUUAUCAAGUCAUUAAUGUGGACAAUGAUGCCAAACUUUUAAAUCCAGUGUUUAUGAACAUGUUUAUGCCACAUCUGACAUUUACCAUUAAACUACAUUCCAGCCAUCAAAAUCAGAACUGAAUCAUGUAUGAAAAGGUUGAAUAAUCAAUGAACUGGAAGAGUCACACGUUCACAGCAAAAAUCUGAAAAUAGUAAAAGUAUGAAAAUUACAAAAAACUAAAAUAUUCGUGUAAUUAUGAUCCACGAAAAGACAAACCUAUUCCAUUUGUGUCACUUUCAUUUUUCUCAGUAAAAAACACAAAGAAUUAUGACAAUCAACUUUUCUUGAAAUAAUGCAAAAAAACUUCUAAAGUUCUCCUUCACAGCUGAGUUCAAGUGUUGAGUUUGUGAUUCUGGGAAAAAGUAGAAAAACUGUUGAAUGAAUGAACGGUGUCAGAGUUGGAUCAUUGUGGAUGUGGAAAUCCACCGUGAUGAUCAUAAACCCGGGUUUCCACACUGAGACGAAUUAAAUCACAUUUAAUUAUUGAACAAACGACCCCCGAUGGCCAUGUGGUUCAGCUCAGACCAGACCUGAACCCAUCUGGGAUUCUGUCAGUAAAUCCUCUGUUCAGACGGUGAAUUCACUGACAGACCUAUCAGAGUCCAAUUGGAAACUAAAGAAUGAGCAUUUCCGUUUGUGUAGAUCAGAUGAUCAUGAAAACAAAACGAUCAGAUUCAAACUGUAGAGAUGAAACGGAAAAUCCACUGAGAUGAACGUCUGGAACGCUCCAUUCACACUGCAGUUCUUAAUGCUUAGUUAGAAUUUUUUGCUGAAAUCUGAUUUUUUUUUUUUUUUUUUUUUUUCUGGUUCUCAUUCUAAUGUAAAUGUGAUGUCAUUAGACUAAUGUUUGAACAGUCUAUGUCCUGAAGUGACGUCACAUGCAUUACACUGUUGAUGAAGAAAAUAUGGAUCUUUCCUGGUUGCGUCUCCUCCAGCGCUGAACUGUAGCGUCUGUUGGGUUUUAACGAUGUAAAAGUCAGAUGAAAUGUGAUGUGACCGUUCAGACAUGAGUCACAUAUGGCUAAAAACCUCAGAUUUGGGUUUGACCUUCAGUUUGACCUUCAGUGUGGACAUAGCGUUGGCAUCCUUCACGUCUCUGCGACGAGGCUUCGUGAUGCGUUUAAUGGUUUCCAGAUAAGCGCGACGUCCAGAUAACCGGUGUCUGUAGAUGAAUCCUGUCUCAUUUCGUCCCGUUCUUUCCAGACCUGAAGGACUGAUCUUCAUCCACAUGAAAAACACUAAGAACACAACAAACACUUUUACACAGUGUCGGCGUUUCUGUUUUAAGCCAAAACUGCGUCAGUCGAUGAAUCGUCUUCAUUCCAUCCACAUCUCAUCACUUUAGUCACCACCCAUGCUUUUGUUUUUGUACACUUGAGUUUUUUACAGCUUCAUCCUCAUCACAGGGCAUGUGUAUGAACUAUACAUAUAUAAAUAUGAAUUUCUAGACCUUUUUGUAGCUGGAGGGACGUCGGCCGCUCGGAUUCACUGGAUGUAAAGGAAUGCUUCGUGGUUUGUGGAUAUGUCCGAUAAAUUCCUUUUUAUAUAUGAAUAUAUUUGUAAAUUUAACCUGACAUGAGCACUGCGACUUCCACCCCCCGCUGCAAAGAAUGUUUAUAAUCUGGACUUUAUUUCCUUUUUUUUUUUUCUCUUUGGUUUUCUGUUACAUUUUAAACUUAUUUCGUUAAUUUAUUUUUCAAUACAAUAUUAAACCAAACUCCUACGACACA
Messenger RNA from Sphaeramia orbicularis (orbiculate cardinalfish), 4335 nucleotides. Its product is annotated as atlastin-2. The transcript has 14 exons. Gene Ontology annotation, molecular function: GTPase activity; GTP binding. NCBI's taxonomy places the organism in Eukaryota, Metazoa, Chordata, Actinopteri, Kurtiformes, Apogonidae. Bases 47 to 1795 code for a protein of 582 amino acids. The record is from RefSeq and is a predicted model, not a curated record.